This is a messenger RNA of Sorex araneus (European shrew), 1754 nucleotides long. It is a transcript of the gene CALR3, whose product is annotated as calreticulin 3. Lineage: Eukaryota; Metazoa; Chordata; Mammalia; Eulipotyphla; Soricidae. Gene Ontology annotation, molecular function: calcium ion binding. The transcript is spliced from 9 exons. Bases 37 to 1164 code for a protein of 375 amino acids. Gene Ontology annotation, cellular component: endoplasmic reticulum; endoplasmic reticulum membrane. The record is from RefSeq and is a predicted model, not a curated record. Gene Ontology annotation, biological process: protein folding.
GACGCGGGGGGGGGGGUCCAGGUCAGGGUCACGUGCAUGGCUCCGCCUCGCGUUGCCUUAUGCGCCCUCUGCGUGCUGCGCGUGGCGCUGGCUACCGUCUACUUUCAGGAGGAGUUCUUGGAUGGAGAGCGCUGGAGGAACCGCUGGGUGCAGUCCACCAAUGACUCGAGCUUCGGGCACUUCCGACUCUCGUCGGGCAAGUUCUACGGCCACAAAGAGAAAGACAAAGGGCUGCAGACCACACAGAACAGCCGCUUCUACGCCAUCUCAGCACGCUUCCGGCCGUUCAGCAACAAGGGGCGGACUCUGGUGCUGCAGUACACGGUGAAGCACGAGCAGAAGAUGGACUGUGGGGGCGGCUACAUCAAGAUCUUUCCGGCCCACCUGGACCAGAAGCAGCUCAACCGGAACUCGCAGUACUACAUCAUGUUCGGACCCGAUAUUUGUGGAUUUGAUGUCACGAAAGUCCAUGUUAUUUUGCAUUUCAAGAAUCAGUAUCAUUCAAACAAAAAAACAAUCAGGUGUAAGGUGGACGGCUUCACACACCUCUACACCCUGGUGCUCAGGCCCGACCUCUCAUACGAGGUGCGCAUCGAUGGGCAAGUGGCCGAGUCGGGUGACAUUGAGUACGACUGGAACCUCGUGUCCCUAAAAUCGGCGGCUAAGAAGACACAAACAGAGCCACAGGCCUGGGAGCAGGAUUGGGAUAAGCAGUUUCUGGAUGCCGGGGCCAGUGCGCCCAGCGACUGGAACAGCAAGUUGGACGGGGACUUGCAGGCUCCACUGCUGCAGAAACCACCCUACCAGGACAGCCUGAAAGCCGAGGGGAUCAACAAUGAUGUCUGGCUCCAUCACAAGUUGAAGAACACCAACUACUUGACGGAGUACGACCUCUCGGAAUUUGAGAACAUUGGCGCCAUCGGCCUGGAGCUUUGGCAGGUGAGGUCUGGAACCAUCUUCGAUAAUUUCCUGAUCACAGAUGACGAAGAAUAUGCUGAGAAGUUUGGCAAGGCCACAUGGGGCGAGACCAAGGGCCCAGAGAAGGAGAUGGAUGAUGUCCAAGUGAAGGAGGAGGUGAAGCUGGUCCGGGAGCUGGAGGAGGCCGAGCUGCCACUGGCCAGGCAAGGCCAGUUCCGUGGGUUCCGCCGCGGGGGCGAGCUGUAGCCGGACAAGGGGAGGGAGCAUAAAAGCUGGUCUGGUGCCCUCACUCAUCCUGUCUUUUUUGCCGACACCGCCUUCAUAGGACAGAAUCCCUGGCCAACAGACCCCAGUUUUAUUGUUUUGGGGCCACAGCUGGGGUGUCCGGGAACCACUUCUGGUGCUCCGAGUGAGUGCUGGUGAUAGCCCCUGUGCUCCCACAUACACAGCCCAACCCAGCACCACCUUGCCUUGUGGGGUCUAUUCCCAGCUGCUCAUCGCUCCUGCCGGCGACCUCCGCCACAUGGUGGUUCUCUGGGGGGCUACUCCGGGACCGGGACCCUGGGCCAGCGUUUGUACUUCCUGUGGCCACGGUGAGUGCCCCGAGCCCCAGCCCUACCCGACCUGGGCUUCAGAGUCUGCCCCCUGUGUAGACCGACCAUGCGGACCUGCCCCCCUGUGUGGACCGGCAGUACAGAUCCAGUCCUGGGCUUUCCGUACCAGACCAUGCCCCUAACCCCGCUAGAGCCCCAGUACCCAAGGUGGGCGCAGCUGAGGACCGGGAAGGGCCGGUGAGAACCACGAUGAGAUGCGUGGACGGACUGUGCGCCCCCUGA